This is a messenger RNA of Aethalodelphis obliquidens (Pacific white-sided dolphin), 3769 nucleotides long. Its product is annotated as HLA class II histocompatibility antigen, DO beta chain. The transcript is spliced from 5 exons. Gene Ontology annotation, cellular component: MHC class II protein complex; membrane. Gene Ontology annotation, biological process: immune response; antigen processing and presentation. The coding region runs from base 35 to 832 and encodes 265 amino acids. The record is from RefSeq and is a predicted model, not a curated record. Lineage: Eukaryota; Metazoa; Chordata; Mammalia; Artiodactyla; Delphinidae.
GACGAUUUUUCUGUCUCGCUUGUUUUCUUCCAGAAUGGGUUCUAGCUGGGUUCCCUGGGUGGUGGCUUUGUUAGUGACGGUAGUCAGGCUGGAUUCCUCCAUGACUCAAGGCAGAGAUGCUCCAGAAGAUUUUGUGAUUCAGGCAAAGGCUGACUGUUACUUCACUAAUGGGACAGAAAAUGUGCAGUUUGUGGUCAGAUUCAUCUUUAACCUGGAGGAGUAUGCACGUUUUGACAGCAACUUGGGGAUGUUUGUGGCCUUGACGGAGCUGGGCCAGCCUGACGCUGAGCUGUGGAACAAUCGGCCCGAUAUACUGGCAAGGAGUAGAGCCUCUGUGGAUGCGCUCUGCAGACACAACUACAAGCUGGGUGCACCCUUCACUGUGGGGAGAAAAGUGCAACCAGAGGUGACAGUGUAUCCAGAGAGGAUCCCAGCCUUGCAGCACCACAAUCUGCUGCUUUGCUCUGUGACAGGUUUCUAUCCAGGGGACAUCAAGAUCACGUGGUUCCGGAAUGGGCAGGAACAGAGAGAGGGGGUCAUGUCCACUGGCCUCAUUAGGAAUGGAGACUGGACCUUUCAGACAAUGGUGAUGCUGGCAAUGACUCCUGAACUUGGAGAGGUCUACACCUGCCUUGUUGAUCAUCCCAGCCUGCUGAGCCCUGUUUCUGUGGAGUGGAGAGCUCAGUCUGAAUAUCCUUGGAGAAAGAUGCUGAGUGGAAUUGCAGCCUUCCUGGUUGGGCUAGUCUUCCUUCUGGUGGGGAUCGUCAUCCACACCAGGGCUCGGAAAGGUCCCAAGAGCAGUUCUUCGUCCACAGCCACAUUAAGGUCCUAAUAGAAGCUUCUCCCCCUGGAGCCUGAAGAGGGAUUGAGUGGCCCUGGAUUAAGUGAAGGACAUUCAUGAGGUCAAUGUUCUGGAUGACUCGUUUCCAUGAGAGCUUGGCGGAGUCCUGAACUGACUCUAGAGUCUUGUGUUCUGAGAUCACGCAUCUCUCAUCUUUGUGCCCUUCUUCCUCCUCCUUGUCUAUAAUAGUCCCCAUUUCCAAGGACCAGAAAUUCCCCUAAGACCUAGCUCCUUCCAAUCCCAAACUUUUUACUUUUCUGUGGUCCAGCCCUAACCCUCUAAGUCGUGAUCUCCAUCUUUCUCUCUUCCAAAGGCAGCCCCACAGUCUUCAGAAGACAAACGUUCAGAUAGUCACUGCUCCCUUUUCAUUGUUUUUUAAAAGACUUUUUCCUUUAAAAUAAAACUGAGAUAGAGAUUACCACAUAAAAUGUAUAAUUCAAUACAUGACUUAAGGCAAAACCCCUGUAAUCAAUGCUCAGUUCAAGAAAUAGAACUUUUCCUGCUGCUGCAUAAGUCUCCCUGCUGCAGGCCAAUCAAAGCCCACUCCCUCCUCUCAAAAGUAGUCAUAUCCUUGCAAACUAUUUGGGCCUUGAAUUUCCUUUGAGGGAUGAUUUUAUUACACUUAACAAUUUUUAAAAAAUCAUCUGUAGGACUAUACAGAUUGUCUAGUUUCGGGGUCAGCUUUGGUAAAUUUUGUGGGGUAGAUUGAUUAGGGUACAAAGUAUUUGUCAUUCAUCUCAUGGAGAUGUAGCUGGCCUUGGACUUAGACCAUUCUGAGAGUACGUCUAAAGAAGGCUUACAGCUUUUACUUUCCUAUUGGAAGUCCUGAGCCAUCAGGAAAGAAGUUUGCCUUCAUUGCUGAUGGGACCACAUAGGCCACGUUAGAGGCACUGGAAUUGCUGAGGGAGAGAGUAUCUCUGUGUCCCAGUUGAGCCUCCAGAGGACCCCAGCCCCAGCUACCAUCUGCCUGCAACCAUAUGAGAGACCCUCUGUGAAUACCACCUUCUAAGCUCAGUCAACUCCCAGAACUGUGAAAAAUCAUUAAAUGGCUGUAGUUUUAAGCCACUAAGUUUGGGUGUAAUUUGUUAUACAGAAAUAGAUCAUGAAAUAUUGUUUUUCAAAGAAUUUUAUCAAAACGACAAAUCUACCGGCACAAAAUUCUUUAUAUCCUGUUAGUAUCUUUUAAUGUUUGUAGAAUCUGUAGCAAUUGCAUCUUUUUGUUACAGACGUUAAUAAUUUGUAAUUUGGAUUUUUCUUCCUUAUCAGUCUUGUAGGUGGUUUAUCAAAAAAAAAAAAAAAAGAAGAAAAAAAGAAAACUCUAGCUUUGUGAUUUUCUUUAUUAUACAUCUAUUGUCCAUUCUAUUUCCUCUCUUAUCUUCAUUAUUUCCUUUCUUCUACUUUUUUUUGGCAUGUGUUUCUCCAGUUUACACAGCACCAUUUGUUGAAGACCCUAUCCUUUCCCCAUUGGAUAUUCUUGGCUCCCUUGUCAAAUAUUAGUUGAAUAUAUAUGGAAGGGUUUAAUUCUGGGCUCUCUUUUCUGUUCCACUGGUCUAUGUGUCCAUUUUAAUGUCAGUACUAUACUGUUUUUAUUACUAUAGUUUAAAACCAGGAAGUACGAUACCUCUGGCUUUGUUCUUCCUUCUCAGGGUUGCUUUGGGUAUUCUGGGUCUUUUGUAGUUUAUGAUUUUUUUGCUAGACAGGUUGCUAGUCCUACAUCAUUCACUUAAAACUUGGUAUAUUAGUCCUUUGCACGGCUAUACCACAAUUCAUCCAUUCUCUCUCUUAAAAUUAAGACUGUUUCUUUUCUCUUCAGUUACUUUUUUAAUAUGUCAUCUUGGCACAUGUAUGAGAAUUUAUUUAGAAUGUUUUUAUCUAGGAUGGAAGUCUGGGAUUAUCCAACUACCCAAAGGGAUAUACACCAAUAUUUAACAUAUCUUAUAAUUUUUUGAUGUACAGAAUUUUCAUAAUCAAGACAAAGUUGUCAGUUUUUCUUUUUGAAUUUGGAAAUAAUUUUGUUAUUCCUAACCUGGUGCAACAAACAUUCAAUUACAAGUCUCUUUAAGCUCAUGUAGGAUUGUUUCUUUUAGAUAGAUAUUGUCGUAGUCCAUUCAGGAUACUACAACCAAAUACCAUAAACUGAGUAGCUUAUAAACAGCAGAAAUUUAUAUUUCACAGUUCUGGAGGUGGGAAGUCUGAGAUCAGGAUACCAGCAAGGUCGAGUUCUGGUGAAAACCCUCUUCUAGGUUUGCAGACUGUCAGUAUCUCACUGUGGGCUCACAUGGUGGAAGGGAAGACCCUGGUCUUUUUGGCCCUUUAUAAGGGCACUAAUCCCAUUCAUAAGGGAUCCACCUUCAGGACUUAAUCACCCCCCAAAGCUCUACAUCUUAAUACCAUCACAUUAGGGACUAGGUUUCAGCAGAUACAUUUUGUAGAGGCACAGAACAUUGCAGAUAUAUGGAUGUGGAUUUUAUUGUUGUGUCAAUCAUGUAACAUUUGCACUUUAAUAUUUUAAUAGAUACCACCAAGCUCCCACUCAUUCAUGAUGCUACUAAUAAUAUACGAGAGAAUCUAUUCCCACAGACUCUUGUAAAUCCUUUAUUUAAAAAACCCAGACUAUUAUAUUUGCCAGUUUGGGGGAGAAAUAUUUCAUCACAUUGCUAUUUGAAUUUGUUUCUGAUUAUUGGUGUGUUUGAGUAAAUAUUUUAUGUUUAUUGGCUUUUGGUGUAUUUGAUUCUGUAAAUAGUCUGUAUCUUUGCCCACUUUUCUGUUGUUUAUUUUUGUUCAUUUAUUUGUUGAUUUGUUGGCAAUUUUACAUAAUAAGAAAGUUAGCCCAUUGUCAGCCUUGUGUGUUGCAAAGUUUUCUGAGCUUUACAUAUUUCUUUAAAAUUUAUUUAAUCCAUGCAAAUAAAUUAAAAAUUUUUAUUCAAA